Molecule: messenger RNA, 669 nt
Organism: Meloidogyne enterolobii
Lineage: Eukaryota; Metazoa; Nematoda; Chromadorea; Rhabditida; Meloidogynidae
Source: the annotation of a GenBank genome assembly
AUGAAGAGAGAAGCUAUGCGUAAACUUUUUGAGACGGCUACAGCAAUGUAUAGACUAAAUGCUGGAAGUUUCUCUAAAAAACAAAUAAAUUUAAUUAAAAAAAUACCUGAGGUAAUUAUUCCAAUGCCAAAAGGAAUUGCUCCUUUUAAUGCAACAGCAGAUUCUGUUACUCUCAAAUGGGAACCUUCAACACAAAUUUUUUUGGAAGGAAAGCCUUUUUGGUAUACAUUAAGUUAUGCACCUAGAACCCCUCACAGAUUAAAUAAUUCCACCAAAGUGAUUGACUUUUUGAGACAAAAUCGUUUUGUUGUUAGUGGAUUAAAAUCAUUUACUCUUUAUGAAUUUAAUGUUCGUAUUUCUACUUCAGAGGGAAGUUCAAAACCAGUUAAAUGUCAAGAAUAUACUGAGCCUUGUACUGUUCCCCAAUUAUUACAAUUGGAUGCUAUUAGUUCUGAAACUGCUACAAUUUCUUGGCGAGCUCCAAGAAAAAAUAAUGGGCCAGAAAAAUAUUUAUUAUUAUUUACUCAAGAACCAGCUCCCCCUUUCCAAUAUUGGAGAAGAUUUGAAGCUGGAAAACGAAGGAAAUUUACACUUAUUGGCCUUAAUGCUGAUACUCGGUUGAACUUUUUAAUUCACAGGAUUUUCACGUGUGGUGUUAAAAAGAAUUAA